Setaria italica (foxtail millet) is the source of this 770-nucleotide messenger RNA. Its product is annotated as bet1-like protein At4g14600. The coding region runs from base 201 to 566 and encodes 121 amino acids. The record is from RefSeq and is a predicted model, not a curated record. Lineage: Eukaryota; Viridiplantae; Streptophyta; Magnoliopsida; Poales; Poaceae. The transcript is spliced from 5 exons.
AUUUUCCAACCAUAUGUUGUUCUUCCCGUGUCUCCGUGUCACGAGGCGGUGCUAAUAAUUUCGAUUUGACAUUAGACACAGGAAAGCCGAUCAUUGAAGAAAAAUCUGCCUGCUGAUCAACUCAAGAUUUGCGUCAACGGAUCCCUCGCCGAUCCAAUCCAGGCCCGGACUCCGUCAGCCCUCGCGCGCCGGCGGAGGUGAUGGCGCACCCGAUGUACGGCUCCGGCCCGCUCCGAUCCAGGAACGCGGCGAGCUCGGACGAGAUCCAGCUGCGGAUCGACCCGGUGCACGGGGACCUCGACGAGGAGAUCGACGGGCUGCACUCCAGGGUCCGCAUGCUCAAAGGGGUGGCCCAGGAGAUAAAUUCUGAAGCCAAAUUCCAGAAUGAUUUCCUUAACCAAUUGCAAAUGACCCUUGCAAAAGCUCAGGCAGGAGUGAAGAAUAACAUGCGAAGGCUGAACAAGAGCAUCAUCCAGCAGGGUUCAAAUCAUGUUCUCCAUGUCGUCCUCUUCGCUCUGUUUUGCUUCUUGGUUGUCUAUCUCCUGUCAAAGUUCUCCAGAAGAUAGUUUCAUUGUCAGGUGGCGUCAAAUCUAGGAUACCAUGAGUUGUAUGUAGUCUAAAGAAAAGAAUAUGCUAUCUGUUGGACUUUGUUUCAGAACAAACCAGAAAAAAAGGAGGGAAAUUAUUACUCUUAUAAGAUAACUGCUAACCUCAUCGGCUGAUCUGUAUGACUGAGAAACUGUUGCAUUUGCAAGUUGCAUUCAGUGGUA